UGAAGCAGCACAGACAGAGACCCAAAUUAAACGAAAGAGUCUAAGAGAGAGAGAGAGAGGAGCAAAAAAGGAGGCCUGGCAGGUGCAGGUGUACCAAAUCACAAACACACACAUCUUCAACGCGUCUACAUACAUCGAAUGGUGCCUGCACUGCACUGCAGCCUAUCUUUCUCUCUCUCCUCUAGCUCGCUCGCUCGCUCUGGUGCACAACAACAACAACGAACGACAUCCAGUUUUUGCACUAAACGUUACAACGACAUCACGCUGCUCACGCUGCUUGCUCACAGGAGCCUCUUCUAGAGAGAGAAACGCUGAAACGGCCGGGUGUGGAGGUGGGAAUUGUGAUACUUGCUAGUGGAGAGGAAGAGAAAGUGUGUGUGUGUGUGUGAGAGAGAGAGAGAGAGAGAGAGAGGGGUUAAAGGAAGUUAAGGAAGGCGACACAUUAACGCCAUUAGGUGGACGCGAGGCGGAGAGAAUUGAUAAAUAAAUAGACAUGGCGCCGAGGACGACUGCCGGUGUAGAAGGCUUGGGGCCCACCACCGUCAAUAUUGCCGAGAGAGAAAGCAGCGGAUGCAGCGUUGGUUCAGCCUUCCCUGCUGAUGCUGCUGCUGCUGCUGCUAACAUGAAUAAACGAGGUGAGAAAGAUGAUUCGUACACUCGACUAUGGCAUGCAUGUGCUGGUCCUAAUGUUUAUGUUCCGCGCCCCGGAGAUAAGGUUUUCUACUUCCCUCAAGGUCACAUGGAACAGGUCGAGACAUAUGCAAACGAAGAUGGCAAAAUGGAAAUGCCAAUUUAUAAUUUGCCUUCCAAGAUCCUCUGCAAUGUUGUCUGUGUUCUGCUAAAGGCUGAAGUUCACACAGAUGAAGUGUUUGCUCAAAUCACCUUGAUUCCUCUGACUAAGCAAGAACAGCUAAGUUUAGAUGAAGAAAAUAAUCAACCCGUGCCUCAGAGCACCAGUACACGCUCCUUUAGCAAGACACUCACCCCAUCUGACACAAGCACUCAUGGUGGAUUCUCUGUUCCGAAACGACAAGCUGAUGAGUGCCUUCCACCCCUGGACAUGUCUCAGCAACCACCAGUACAAGAACUCGUCGCAAGGGACUUGCAGGGAUUUGAGUGGCACUUUCGCCAUAUAUUUCGCGGUCAGCCAAAGAGGCACUUGCUUACCAGUGGUUGGAGUACAUUUGUGACUGCAAAAAGACUUGUUGCUGGGGAUGCAUGUAUCUUUGUCAGAGGAGAAAAUGGAGAGUUGCGUGUUGGGAUACGCCGUGCGAACAAAAAACAGGACAAUGCAUCAACUGCUCUCAUUUCAGGCCACAGCAUGCAACAUGGCAUACUUGCCAGCGCAUUCCAUGCCAACUCUACUGGUACCUUGUUUACUGUGUACUAUCGUCCAUGGACCAGUCCUGCUGCAUUUAUAAUUCCUUAUGAUCAAUACAUGAAAUCAGCAAAAAAUGACUAUUCUAUUGGUAUGAGAUUCAGAAUGUGUUUUGAAGGUGAUGAAUGUGCAGAGAAAAGAUUGGCGGGUACUAUAAUAGAUAUUGAAGAUAAUGAUUGUAUCAGGUGGCCCAGUUCAGAAUGGAGGUGUCUGAAGGUCCAAUGGGAUGCCUCAUCAGAUACAAACUUGCAUCCUGAAAGGCUUUCUCCUUGGAAUAUCAUGCCUCUCCAACCUAAUAAGAGAGCACAUGUUCCUGAUCUGAUAUCACCUGGGUUUCCUAACUUGGCCACGAAUGGCUUAUUGCCAAUUCCAGUUGAGUAUACACCUCCAAGACAAAAAAAGGUCUUUCAAGGUCAAGAAAUUAGUGACCCACCUGCUCAUGAACCGGGUACACAAAAACCACCAUUACUACCGCAGUUUAUUCCACCAUCAAAUCCUGACUGGAACCAUACACAAUUGGGAUUGGAAAACAAUCCAUUGCAUGACCCACUUUAUCAAUGUCCUGGCAGUGCAAUAGCUCCAAGUCUCACUAACCAAUGGCCACCGAUAUUUAAUUUUGGAGUCUUGGACAGUGUCGCGUUUAGAAGAAGCAUGUCAGUUCCAAAUAUCAAAUCCUCUGGGUCCCAGGACUCGAGGGCCUUCAAACCAAGGAGUGAGAUUGAAGCGCCACUUGUCCAACCAAAUAGCCGUGGUACAACCAUGCUGUUUGGAGUCAAUAUAGUUACUAGUCACCCGGAGCUCCCUUCACCACAAGUUGUCACUUCUAGUGAACUUUUUAGUCCUUGUUCUAUUACUCCAAUAUCUCAGUCGAGUGUUUCUGAAACUAUCCAGAUUUCAGAGACAUCUAAGAGUGUUUCUGGUGUUCUUUCUGCGAAACAAUGCAAUAAAUGUUGCUCUGUCACUAACAGGAGCUGCAUAAAGGUGCUCAAAUAUGGAGCUCCUGUUGGAAGGUCAGUGGACCUCACACGCUUUGAUGGGUAUGGUGAACUCAUUUCUGAGCUUGACCAGAUGUUCGAUUUCAAAGGAAGCUUGAUCGAUGGAAGCAGUGGGUGGCAGGUAACCUACAUGGAUGAUGAAGGAGACAUGAUGCUGAUAGGAGAUUACCUGUGGCAUGAAUUCCAGUCCAUGGUGCAAAAAUUGUUCAUCUGUCCAAAGGAAGAAAUCGACAGACUGAAUCCAGGCUCGCCAAAUGCAACAUCCCUCUAAUUCUUUGCUCUGAGGUCAUUUGUGUUUAUCUGUUCAUAUGAGGGAGUGUGAGACAGAGACAGAGACAGAUGGUAUCGACGAAAAUGUCUGCAUGAAUAGCUAUGUCCGCUUGUGCAAAUUUAAUUAUCUAGUGUAGCUGCAGUUUGCACAUUAUCUAAAUUUAGCCAAAAACAUAACUUUGGUUGUUUGUUCUGAAGGAUGCUAGUGUUUUGUGAGAGAUUGCUGUCCUGUAUAAAAUCCAGAUAUAUAUGCACCUGUUCUGGUAGAAUUAUGGACCUGGGCAGUGGGCAUGAAUCAUGAUAGAUACUUUAUUCGCAGUAUAUUAUAUUGGAUAGUUCUUCUUUAUUCACAGUA
Molecule: messenger RNA, 2998 nt
Organism: Prunus avium (sweet cherry)
Lineage: Eukaryota; Viridiplantae; Streptophyta; Magnoliopsida; Rosales; Rosaceae
Product: auxin response factor 2A-like
Biological process (GO): response to hormone; regulation of DNA-templated transcription
Cellular component (GO): nucleus
Molecular function (GO): DNA binding
Source: RefSeq, a predicted model, not a curated record